Pseudozyma flocculosa PF-1 is the source of this 543-nucleotide messenger RNA. RefSeq lists its product as uncharacterized. The record is from RefSeq and is a predicted model, not a curated record. Gene Ontology annotation, cellular component: nucleus. NCBI's taxonomy places the organism in Eukaryota, Fungi, Basidiomycota, Ustilaginomycetes, Ustilaginales, Ustilaginaceae. The transcript has 4 exons. Bases 1 to 543 code for a protein of 180 amino acids. Gene Ontology annotation, biological process: negative regulation of DNA-templated transcription. Gene Ontology annotation, molecular function: transcription factor binding; transcription corepressor activity.
AUGGCAAAGCCUCCCUCCCCAGGAGACGACGCUACGCCGUUCCUGUUGAGAUGUUACGCCAAGCCCGGGCCCUUCCGCCCGGUGCAAGACUUUGAAUCAGGAUCAAGAGCGCAGCAAGACGAGUACAAGCUAUACGUCUGGAAGACGACGACGCUGCGCGAGGUGGCGCAGAUGCUGCACGAGGCCAACCCGUCGCUUUCACAGCCACUAUCGCUGCACGCCUUCCGGCUGAUCCACGUCUACCGGGACCGAUCGAGGUGCAGCGCCCGUAGCGUCGGUGGAGGUGUCACGCGCGUCCCUCUGCGGGAUAUGGAGGAUCUGAUGGACGGCAUCGAGCUCGACACGGCCACCAAGCGCGCCAUCGAGAGCCUCCGGGAGGAGUCGGACGAAUCGGUGGCAAAGAGGACGCUGCACCAGCUCGCGGUCCAGGACGGCGACCUCCUCGACUGCACCGUCAAGGCAGACCCAACGAUACCCACCGCGCCCGCGGCUCCGAGGCUUGGUCCGGGAGGACAUGGACCAGGCAGAUCGCGGCGGUCUUAG